AUGGCGCAGCGCCGCGUCACAGACUUCUUCGCGCGCCGCCGCCCUCGCGGCCCCCGAGCCGGGCUCCUAAGGGCCAAGCCGGCCUGGCGCACCCCGAGCCCCGCCAAGCCGGCCCCCGGCGCCCCGGCCCCUGCCCCGAGCGGCAGCCGCAAGCGCGCCCGCCCGGCCCCCGACCCCGCGCGCGACGGGCCCGCGCCUCCCGCCCGCAGGAGACUGCGGCUGCCGCCCGAGCGCGGGGCCCCGGAGCCGGCCGACGCGGUCCCCAGCCCCAGCUGCCUGGCUGCCCCUGGCUCUCCAGCAAGCUUUCCAGAGAAGAGAAAGAAGGCUCCCCUGUCUGCAAGUCCACAGCCCCGGCUGGCGGCCCAGGAGGACCAGGUCCCCUCAAAGGACACUGUCUCUGAGCUCGAGUCGUGCCUCCAGCGGGCCCGGGAGCUGGGGGUACGGGUCCAGGAGCUGAGGGCAAGUGCUCAGAAGAAGGAUGCUGGGGAGUCGAGCGUGGCCGAGGGGCACCCGGCAGAGCCAUGUGGCGAGAAGGCACCUGCCUACCAGCGCUUCCAUGCCCUGGCCCAGCCCGGGCCCCCGGGCCUCAUCCUGCCCUACAAGUACCAGGUGUUGGCUGAGAUGUUCCGGAGCAUGGACACCAUCGUGGGCUUGCUCUACAACCGUGCCGAGACUGCCACCUUCGCCAAGGUCAAGCGGGGCGUCCAGGACAUGAUGCGCAAGCGCUUUGAGGAGCGCAACGUGGGCCAGAUCAAAGCUGUGUACCCUGCGUCUUACCGCUUCCGCCAGGAGCGUAAUGUCCCCACCUUCAAGGAUGACAUCAAGAGGACCGAUUACCAGCUCACCAUCGAGCCACUGCUGGAGCAGGAGGCAGGUGGUGCGGGCCCCCAGCUCACAGCGUCGCGUCUGCUGCAGCGGCGGCAUGUCUUCAGCCAGAACCUGGUGGAGCGGGUCAGGGAGCAUCACAGGGCUUUCCUAGCUGCCCUGACGCCCCCCAUGGUGGUGCCUGAGGACCAACUGACCCGCUGGCACCCAUGUUUCAACGUGGACGAGGUGCCAGAUAUUGAGCCGGCCGAGCUGCCCCAGCCGCCCAGCACCGAGAAGCUGACCACAGCCCAGGAGGUGUUGGCACGAGCCCGCGGCCUGAUGUCUCCCAAGAUGGAGAAGGCCCUGAGUGAUCUGGCCCUGCGCACAGCUGAGCCCAGCAGCCCCGGGCCCCCCACGCCCAGCCCCACUCCACCAGCCCCCCUGCCUGGCGCCCUGAAGGGGGUGUCCCAGGCCCUGCUGGAGCGGGUCCGGGCCAAGGAAGCACAGAAGCAGCUGGCGCAGAUGACGCGGCGUCCAGAGCAGGAGCAGCGGCUGCAGCAGCUGGAGCAACUUCCCGAGCUGGCCCGCGUGCUGCGCAGUGUCUUCGUGUCUGAGCGGAAGCCGGCACUGCCCCUGGAGGUGGCCUGUGCCCGGAUGGUGGGCAGCUGCCGCGCCUCCAUGAGCACCAGUGAGAUGGAGAAGCAUCUGCGCCUCCUCUCCGAGCUGCUCCCCGACUGGCUUAGCCUCCACCGCAUCCGCACCGACACCUACGUGAAGCUGGACAAAGCUGCUGACCUCGCGGUUGUCAACACCCGGCUGGCCCAGCUUGCCCGUGCCGAGGAGGGGCUGUGAGCAUGGCUGCCGCUGCACAGACACAUCCGGGAAGGAGGCUUGCUGGCCUGGGCACAGACUUCCCUGUUUUCGAAAGCGGCGCACCUGGCUCUCCCUUUUCGGGGCCCCAUGGGGGUUGGAGGCAGGACGCGGGGCCCAGACCACACAGCCCGAGGCUCUCUCUGCCAGAGUGGGUAUUGGGGCUGCCUCCCAGGGCUCUCAUCAGCAAGUUGACAUUAAACUGGGUCCUGUGGGUGGCUGUGGUCUCCACUGCUGCUUGAUGGGACUGGGUCCCAGCUCCCACUGGGGGCUUGGAGAGAACGGGCUGGGGGAGCAAUCGGCAGAAACAUGGACCCCCUGAGGCAGCAUGUGCUAAACCCUGGAGCCUGGGCUGCUCUGCCUGGCACAAGGGACUUGCAAGUGGGGUGGUAGGACCUGGUGGGGGGUGCCCUGGGUUGCCUGGGUUGUCCCCUGAGAUAUGACAGAAGCAGGUCAGAGCCGUUACUGCUCCUGGCCUGGAAGGUGGAGGAAGGAGCGACAAACUGAGGGGUGCAGGUGGGCCUUGGGAAAAAGGGAUUUCCUCCCAGAGCCUCAAGAAGGCACCAGUCCUGCCGACACCUUUGUUUUAGGACUGUCACAGAAUAAAUCAAU
This is a messenger RNA of Choloepus didactylus (southern two-toed sloth), 2289 nucleotides long. It is a transcript of the gene CDT1, whose product is annotated as chromatin licensing and DNA replication factor 1. Gene Ontology annotation, biological process: DNA replication preinitiation complex assembly; DNA replication checkpoint signaling; mitotic cell cycle. The record is from RefSeq and is a predicted model, not a curated record. Lineage: Eukaryota; Metazoa; Chordata; Mammalia; Pilosa; Megalonychidae. Gene Ontology annotation, cellular component: nucleus. Gene Ontology annotation, molecular function: DNA binding; DNA polymerase binding.